UUCCUUUCCAGAUAAUCUGCACAGAACAAAGAGUAACAAUGGGCAAUCUAGCUGUAAAGGAUAAUCUAAGGAGAGAAUUUGAAGACUUAAGGAGUGAUUUGAAAAAGGGCAAUGUCCCCAAAGUGGCAGCUGAAUACCAACAAUGUUUAAAUGAAAUGCAAAAUCUGCCCCUUCAUAUUGCAAUUACUGGAGAUGCGGCUGUUGGUAAAUCCUCCUUUAUCAAUGCCUUCCGAGGAGUAAUGGAUGAUGAUAAUGACGCAGCUGAGGUUGCAACAAUAGAAGGAACCAAAGUGCCAAAGGCAUAUCCUUAUCCUUCUUUUCCCAAUAUUAUGUUAUGGGACCUUCCAGGGAUCGGAACGCCUAAAUUUCGGGCAGCAGAAUAUAUGAAGAAAGUCCAGUUUGAAAGAUAUGAUGUCUUCCUUAUCAUUAUCUCCAGUCGCUUCACUGAAAAUGAUGGUUUGCUGGCAAAGGAAAUACAAAGAAUGAAGAAGAAAUUGUAUUAUGUGCGUGCCCAUAUUGAUGAGAGUAUUGAGAAUGAACGCAGGAAAAGGGAUUUCAAUGAAAUGAAAACCCUGUCAGCCAUCAGGAAAUACUGUGAAGAUAGUUUGAAAGAGGAAGCUGGGCUUUCUGAAAGAGUAUUUCUGAUAUCCAACCAUCAUGCACACUUGUAUGAUUUCCCUCUCCUGCAAGAGACAAUGGCCGGUGAACUUCCUGACCACAAGAAACAAAUUUUAACAAUGGCUGUGCAUAUUUUCUCUGAAAGUGAAUUGAUGAAGAAAAAAGAGCUAAUGAAAGCCUAUAUAAAGAAGAUAGCAUUGGUAUCUGCUGCUUGUGGAGCGGUGCCUGUCCCGGGUCUCUCUAUGGCUUGUGAUAUUGGAAUUUUGGUAGAUGCCCUGAGACGUUUCUGCUGUGUGUUUGGCUUAGAUGACCGGUCCCUCCGUUUUCUGGCACUUCAGACAGGAAAAGAAAUUGAAGAGUUGAGGUCGGCUAUCAAGAAAACCCCGUUAGCCAAUACAAUAAACGCAGAGCUGGUAUUUUCUCUCUUGAUGAAGUCAUCUCUUUGGGUAGCUGUGUCACUUGUGGAACUGGCUCUUGAUUUUGUACCUGUUCUUGGUUCUCUGUUCGGUGGAGCAAGUUCAUACGUUGUCACCUAUCAUUUUCUGAACAGCUUUCUUGAUGAUGCUGUGGAAGACGCCCAAAAUGUUCGAGCAAAACUUCUUAAUCAAUCAGAAUUCCAGGGAAAAUUUGAAAAAAACUCUUAAAAGCCUCUUUGAAAGAAACAGUCAAGCAUUUCAUCCAAAUGAAACAGGUGGAGGAAAAUAAUAAUGUUUCAGUGUCUUAUUAUUUUCUUGUUUUUAAGUAUUUUCUGAUUGAAACAUGUGCUUGAUCACCCUGAGGGGAAAGGAGUACCUCUAUCGCAGGCAUCUCGAUGGGAACUCAGAAAUUAAGUAUUUAUCUAUAUUGUUUGGGGGUAGUUGCUUUUCUUUUCUUGUUUUUCCUCUUUUUCUUUCUGUUCUGUUCUAUUUGUAACCAUUCUAAAUAACAAAAGCAAUAGAGAAUUUGAUACGAUGAUGCAUAUUUCAUAACGGUUUUUGAAAAAUAUGAAAAAAACCUCACAAUAUACUCCGCUUGAGAUAUCUCAUUAAUGUAUUAAUAAAAAGAACUUUAAAUAAAACUUUGAACGCAG
Molecule: messenger RNA, 1687 nt
Organism: Protobothrops mucrosquamatus (brown spotted pit viper)
Lineage: Eukaryota; Metazoa; Chordata; Lepidosauria; Squamata; Viperidae
Product: interferon-inducible GTPase 5-like
Exons: 1
Coding region: 39-1262 (407 amino acids)
Cellular component (GO): membrane
Molecular function (GO): GTP binding; GTPase activity
Source: RefSeq, a predicted model, not a curated record